Funneliformis mosseae is the source of this 567-nucleotide messenger RNA. NCBI's taxonomy places the organism in Eukaryota, Fungi, Glomeromycota, Glomeromycetes, Glomerales, Glomeraceae. The record is from the annotation of a GenBank genome assembly.
AUGUAUAAAGUUUAUCAAUAUCAAAUGGUUUUAAUGCAUGCAAUUUUCAUAAUUGUUGGAGGUUGGGCUUACUUUACGUGGUUAAAAGAAGUAACCUUGUUUAAUUAUAAUGCAAAAUCAUUUGGAAUAGAAAAAAAAUACUCGGUUUGGCCCGUAUACAUUCCCGAUCAAAUAAUAUAUUUGCUUUCACUGGGAUUCAUACUUAGAGCUAUAAGAGAAGAAUUAAGAUGGAUGAUGAAUAUUUUAUUACUAAUCAACAUUUUGGAAAUUGGAAGCAUUUUAUAUAGGUUAAUCGUAUGGUGCCCUGACGAUUUAUUUAAUUCCAAUGAAUUUGGUAGAUGCAAGUUUGAAAAUAGAAUUAAAUACAUCACUGAUUAUACGACUAUAUUCAUUGUUGGUAUCUUUUGUCUGUUGCUUACUAUUUCACAUUUCUUAACCCUUUUGAUCUGUUAUAAGAAUUUUGGGAAUAAUUUUGGAUUUUAUUUGAGGUAUGUUGAAAUUCCACCUGAAUAUAAUUAUAUUGACGAUAUUCCAAGAAGAAGAAAAGGUGUUAUUGGACGCGUAUAA